AUGCAGACCUACAUUGUUUACAUGGGUGAUCAUCCUAAGGGCGUCAAAUCCACAGAAUUACUUCAUAAUAGUAUGGUUCAGCAUGUCCUCGGCAGCAAAUUUGCACCAGAUGCUUUGCUGCAUAGCUACAAGAAGAGUUUUAAUGGGUUUGUGGUAAAGCUUACAGAAGAGGAAGCAGGGAGAAUGGCAGAAUUGGACGGUGUAGUCUCAGUUUUCCCAAACAAAAAGAAUAAGCUCCAAACAACAAGGUCUUGGGACUUCAUAGGCUUCCCUCAAAAUGUCAAAAGAACAACUAUAGAGAGCGACAUAAUCAUUGGAGUAAUUGACUACGGGAUUUGGCCUGAGUCUGAAAGUUUUAAUGACAAAGGAUUUGGUCCACCACCAAAAAAAUGGAAGGGCACUUGCCAUAACUUUACCUGCAAUAAUAAAAUAAUUGGAGCAAAAUAUUUUCGCAUGGAUGGUGCCUAUGGAAAAGAUGACAUGAUAUCUCCAAGGGAUUCAUUUGGGCAUGGAACUCAUUGUGCAUCUAUUGCUGCUGGAAACUCAGUUAGUUCUGCGAGUUUUUUUGGCUUAGCCUCAGGAACUGCAAGAGGGGGAGUUCCAUCAGCACGUAUUGCUGUGUACAAACCAUGUUGGGUGUCAUCAGGGUGUGAUGAUGUUGAUGUGCUUCAUGCAUUUGAUGAAGCAAUUGCUGAUGGUGUUGACAUCAUUUCCAUUUCACUAGGACCUGUUCAAGUAGUGUAUCCAUUCUAUUUCAACGAUGUAUUUGCAAUUGGAGCUUUCCAUGCAAUGAAGAAAGGCAUAUUAACAUCCCAUUCUGCUGGUAAUAAUGGUCCACAGACUUACACAAUCUCUAAUAAUGCACCAUGGUUACUUUCUGUAGCUGCUAGCACUACUGACAGAAAGUUUUUAACCACUGUUCGAUUGGGUGAUGGUACCCUUUAUGAGGGAAUUUCAGUAAAUUCAUUUGAUCUGAAAAAUGAAAGCUAUCCAUUAAUUUAUGCUGGAGAUGCAGCCAACAUUACCGGAGGAUACAAUCGUAGCACAUCCAGGCUUUGCCUCGAAAAUUCUUUAGAUGAAAAUUUGGUGAAGGGAAAGAUUGUUCUAUGUGACGGCUUUCAAGUUCCUUCAUCUGUGGGAUUGGUUUCUGGGGCAGCUGGCAUUAUAUUUAGCAGUGUAACGCCCAAAGAUGUGGCAUUUACAUUUGCAUUGCCAGCGAUUCUCCUCAGCCGAAAAGAUGGGACACUGGUACACUCUUACAUAAAUUCAACAAGCAAUCCAUCAGCCAUUAUCUUUAGGAGUGAUGAAGGCAAAGACUCGUUAGCCCCUUACGUAGCUUCAUUCUCGUCCAGAGGUCCAAAUCCAAUCACUCCAGAAGUUCUUAAGCCUGAUAUAGCCGCUCCAGGAGUUGACAUUCUUGCUGCAUGGUCUCGUGUUGGUUCUGUUUCUGGUGUCAAAGGUGAUAAGAGAAUAGCUAACUACAAUAUAGAGUCUGGGACUUCAAUGGCAUGCCCUCAUGCUAGUGCAGCAGCUGCCUACAUCAAAUCAUUUCAUCCUGAUUGGUCUCCUGCAGCAAUCAAAUCGGCAUUAAUGACCACUGCUACCCCAAUGAGUGUCGCACUUAAUCCCGAAGCCGAAUUUGCUUAUGGUGCAGGCCAACUUAACCCCAUCAAGGGAGUGAAUCCAGGCUUAGUAUAUGAUAUUAAUGAAAUUGAUUAUGUCAAGUUUCUAUGUGGACAAGGAUAUGAUACCAAAAAGCUACGAUCUAUUACAAGUGAUAAUAGCACUUGUACACAAGCUAAUAAUGGAACUGUUUGGGAUCUUAAUCUCCCAUCUUUUGCUCUUUCCACAAACACCUCAAUAUUUUUUAGUGCUGUUUUCCACCGAACUGUUACCAAUGUUGGAUUGGCUACAUCAAGAUAUAAAGCUAGAGUAACUACACCUCCAUCUCUAUUAAGCAUCAAAGUGGAACCAGAGGUUUUGUCCUUCUCAUCUGUGGGUCAAAAGAUGUCCUUCAGUCUUACCAUUGAAGGGAUAAUUAAUGUGGAUGUAGUUUCUUCAUCCUUGAUUUGGGAUGAUGGCACUGCCCAAGUAAGGAGCCCGGUUGUUGUGUAUGUUGGACAAAAUUAA
This is a messenger RNA of Abrus precatorius (Indian licorice), 2130 nucleotides long. RefSeq names its product cucumisin-like. Gene Ontology annotation, biological process: proteolysis. Lineage: Eukaryota; Viridiplantae; Streptophyta; Magnoliopsida; Fabales; Fabaceae. The record is from RefSeq and is a predicted model, not a curated record. Gene Ontology annotation, molecular function: serine-type endopeptidase activity. The transcript has 9 exons. The coding region runs from base 1 to 2130 and encodes 709 amino acids.